Aspergillus homomorphus CBS 101889 is the source of this 2793-nucleotide messenger RNA. RefSeq names its product putative C2H2 finger domain protein (gene zfpA). Gene Ontology annotation, cellular component: nucleus. The record is from RefSeq and is a predicted model, not a curated record. The transcript has 3 exons. Bases 391 to 2412 code for a protein of 673 amino acids. NCBI's taxonomy places the organism in Eukaryota, Fungi, Ascomycota, Eurotiomycetes, Eurotiales, Aspergillaceae. Gene Ontology annotation, biological process: regulation of transcription by RNA polymerase II.
CUUAUCCACACUGAGUGCAAAUAGUAGCAACUCGGCUUCUCGUAGGGCCAGCAAUCACAUAACAUUUAACAAUGCUUUUACUCCCUCUCUUCCUCCUCAACUUUCUUUUCUAGUCUAUAUCACUGUUUUUUUUUUCUUUUUCUCUCCUACCCCUCCUUCACGGUUUAUCUUCGGCCUUCUCCCUCUUUGACUCUCAACCUAUUGACCUCGGCUCGGUAUAGAUCUUCGUCCAUCAUCAACCAACAACAACAACCCUCUGCGCGCAUCGCAUCCAAGGGAGAAGCACUAUAGGAAAUCGUAUUGUCCGCUCUGUCUCACUCAACCCUAGCUGUCGCAUACACGAUACCCACACAUAAACUCCUGCACAUUCCUUGUACGGCGUGCCUGGACAUGCAGAACCAAAGAGAAAAUAUCGAUUUUGUCCUUUGUCCGGCUCAAUUCACCGACAACAAGAAGAUGCUAGCGGUCGAUUCUUCCAAACAACGUCAAACCUACAUCCCACAUUUCACAAUGGAGACCACCUUGGUCGAUGCGUUCGGCUUCCCGGUGGAUAGCAUGUGUGAUUAUGCACAGACACAUGAUCCUUCCACCUCAUUACAGCCAGCCUACUAUGAUCCAUCUUCCAUGUACUCGGGCGCUUUCGCUCCUCUGCCAAAGACCGCAAAUUUCCCUUCCAUGCCCGUCACGCCUCCUUCGCUCCCUAUCGCAGCUGACCACUUUAUCCCCGGCCUCUGCACCGCUUCCGGACCUUCAAUCGCGAGCGCCUCAUCCUCAGCCAUAGGAUCGCCUCACUCAGGAACAGCCCAUCUUAUUCAAGAGGAAUGGAUUCACACCACCAACGGCUUGGGACUCGCCGAUGCUGUCAUGGGUGGCAUCUUCCCCCGCGAGUACUUUGGUGGCGCAACGGACGCGGAUGGUCUCUAUCAGAAGAAGUGGAUCGAGAGUUGUGUCGAUCCUUCGGUAAUCCAGCCGAAUCCUCAGCAAUGCCACCUUUCACCACCCACCAUCUCUUUCCCCGAGCCGUCCGAUUACAUUCUACAGGAGGGCUUCUUUCCCCAAUCUCCCAAUCCAUCCCACUACCAGCUCGAGGAGAGCUACCCUACGACGCAGCCAUUCCCACAACAGCGGGCUGAGUUCUCGACUGCUUCUCCGUUUCCCACCACUCCUCGUUCCUUGCCUGUCGCCGCCUCCCAGCGAAGGUCAUCCGUGGCCUCAGUGCGAUCUCGCCUGUCUCAGCCAAGUCCGGCCUCGAGCAUCCACGAGUCAGAUGAUGAGACCAAGGAGAAGGGCAGAUGCCCUCAUCCAGAUUGCGGACGAGUGUUCAAGGACCUCAAAGCUCACAUGCUUACUCACCAGUCCGAGCGGCCCGAAAAAUGUCCCAUCGCGACUUGCGAGUACCACAUCAAGGGGUUUGCCCGCAAGUACGACAAGAACCGGCACACUCUUACCCACUACAAGGGAACGAUGGUGUGCGGGUUCUGUCCUGGAUCCGGGUCGCCCGCCGAAAAAAGCUUCAACCGGGCGGACGUCUUCAAGCGCCAUCUGACUUCAGUGCACGGUGUUGAGCAAACACCCCCGAACUGCCGCAAGCGAACUCCUGUGGCUUCAACCACCAAGGAUGCGCCCAGUCAUGGUGCCGAGCCCACCGGCAAAUGUUCAACGUGUUCCAUCACCUUCAGCAACGCACAGGAUUUCUACGAGCAUUUGGACGAUUGUGUGCUUCGUGUGGUACAACAAGAAGAGCCUAGCGAAGCCAUCAAUCAGAAGCGGCUUGCGGAAGUGGAAGCCGACGAGGAGGUGAAGAAGACGAUGGAGAAACACAUGCUGCUCGACACGGCUGGUACCGUUGAUCGAUACAGUGACGAGAAUGACGACGAUGACGAUGACUUUUACGAGAGCCCCAAUCAGCGACUGGCCAAGAACUUUCUCCGAGUGCCCCGAGGUAAUCCAGCUGCCGGCGCUCGCGCGAUCCUAGGCAGCGGGAACGCCGUCACCAAGUCCUCCGCCAACAAAAUGCGUGCCACUGCGAUCAAGCGGCGAAACAACCGUGACCGGUAUCCGCAGUCUUGGGGCUGCCCAAGCAGCAGCAUCAAAACCAAGAAGCGCGUUCUCUGCGUCUUCGAUGGUCAGCGUCGGUUGUGGAAGGAUGAGAUGAUGCUCGACAACGAUUUCGAAGUCCGCCUCAAGCUCCCCGGUGGCGCAGGAGAUGGCACGACCCGGGAGGCCUACGUGACCGACCUGGACGUCGAAACCCUGAAGCGUGCUGAGGGUGUGUUGAAUGCCAACGAUGAAGAGCGCGGGCCAUGGCUCAACGGGCCAUCCACGCAUCUGAUCGGUCGGCCAGCCGUCCUUCUGCCCGACGUUGCUCAUCCGCAUGAGGGAGAGCUUGACCUCGACGAGUUGAUGUCCUAAAAAAUCCAAAAUUAGGGUGCUUUGAUCUCUCUGCCUUGGAUUCUGCCUCUGCAUAGUUGUCUCGUUUUGUCUUCCGGUUUUGCGUACCUUGUUCUUUGGAAAGCGACCUGAUAUUCCUGUGUGACUGCCUUGAAAAUCCUGACUGAUACCAUCAUGUCCUUGUUACUUGAGCCCAUUUUCUUUAUAUACCUACUGUUUCUGUUUAUAUCAUACUGUAUUAUAUCAUAUCCCAAUUGGUUGAAUACCACCCCGGCUGGGCCGAGGGUGUAUUGGGAGCCAUGAAGUAAAGAAAUUGGCAUCCUCAACAUUGCCAUCUCAUGAAUCCCGCUGCAUCCAUUCUUAUAGAAUAAUUGUGUCCAUAUGUGGCAGUUGGUACUCGAG